Molecule: messenger RNA, 786 nt
Organism: Pseudogymnoascus destructans
Lineage: Eukaryota; Fungi; Ascomycota; Leotiomycetes; Thelebolales; Thelebolaceae
Exons: 1
Coding region: 1-786 (261 amino acids)
Biological process (GO): protein phosphorylation
Molecular function (GO): protein kinase activity; ATP binding
Source: RefSeq, a predicted model, not a curated record
AUGAGCGCCAAAACUUCUCAAGAUACCAAUCCCGUCGUGGAAAUCAAAUACUCUGGAUCAAAGCGCGGCUACAUAGGCAGCGGUGCAUCGGGGAUUGUGAAUUGCGCACCAAAUGGUGAUGUAGUUAAAUCACCCUGGCCUGGCUCUCGCGCUGCCAAAGCGCGUCAAGACAUCACGACUGAGAAUCUCAUUUACAAGAAGCUAGGCCAGCAUCCUCGUCUUAUUCGAACACUCGAUUUUGAUCCGGAGAGCUGCGUCCUUACUAUGGAAUACAUGCCAAACGGGACACUGAAAGACUUUCUUUCUGUGAAUAACGAGGCGCUUUCUACAGCACGGCGACUCCAGUGGGCAAAAGACGCGGCUGAAGGACUUCAGUUUCUGCAUGAUGCAAAAGUCGUUCACUGCGAUGUAGAGCCCAAGAAUUUUCUGCUGGACCAGAAUCUGGCUCUUAAAAUUUCGGACUUUAGUGGCUCAUCUCUUGAAGGUUCACGGGCAUCAGCAUGUGCUGGUAGAAGGUAUUCCCGUCCUGGGUUUGAUUUUCAUCGCCAACAGACCGUGUCUGAUGACUUGUUUGGCCUCGGCUCUACUAUCUACUUCAUUAUGACUGGCCAGAUCCCUUUCGAGGAACUGUCGAGUAAUGAGGUUGAAGAGAGGUACAAGGCCCAAGUAUAUCCUGACGUGUCUGGAAUAAAGUGCGGGAGCGUUAUCAGGCAGUGUUGGGAUUCUGAAAUCACGUCUGCCCAGGAGGUGUAUGAUUAUUUCCGAGAAAUGGAAUCUAAGGAAUAA